AUGAGCGAGCAUGAGAGCUCCGUAGAAUCCAUCGAUAGAUGGAGUUGGACGCCGCUUUUGCGCCACGCUGAGCGCUCCCACCGACGCCUCCCAGGCAUUAGAAAGAUCCCGCUGCGAGCGCUGGGAAUCAUCGGGCUCAUCGCUUUUCUCAAUGUGGUGGUAUGGAUUGCAGCGGCUAUUGUCGCUUUAAUCCGUACGUCUGUGGAGCACCUAGGCCCGACUGGCCUUUAUGAACGUGUAGAUACUGACACUGCCAUCAGAUCCUUGGUGUCGACUGCGGCCCUCGCCUACUCGCUGGGCCUCCGCCAUGCCUUCGAUGCGGACCACAUCUCGGCCAUCGAUCUCAUGACUCGACGACUUCUGGCAACGGGCCAAAAGCCAGUCACCGUCGGGACCUUUUUUUCUCUUGGGCAUUCCACGAUUGUCAUCAUCACUUCCAUCGUGGUUGCUGCCACUGCUGCUGCCGUGUCCUCUCGGUUUGAUAGCUUCAGCACCAUCGGCGGGAUUAUCGGGAGUUCCGUCAGCGCUGCGUUUCUGAUCCUACUGGGCCUUAUGAAUGGCUACAUCCUGUACAAGUUGAUCAAGCAGAUGCAGAAAGUCUUCAUGUUGCGGGAGGGCGAAGAAGACGAAGCAUGGAAAAUCGAAGGGGGAGGCCCUCUCUUCUCUGUGCUGAAGAAAAUGUUCAAAAUCAUCGACCGGCCGUGGAAGAUGUAUCCGCUGGGAAUUCUAUUUGGCCUAGGUUUUGAUACUUCUUCCGAGAUUGCGUUGCUGGGGAUCUCCUCAAUUGAAGCGGCCAAGGGCACUUCGUUCUGGGUGAUUCUUAUUCUUCCUGCUCUGUUUACCGCCGGGAUGUGCUUGCUAGAUACAAUUGAUGGGGCCCUCAUGUUCUCGCUGUACAUUCAACCGGCCGCCAAUUUCUUGCCGCCCAAACCCGACGAGACGACCUCGGAAGAAGAGAUUGAAACUUCUGCAGAAUUGGCGCAAACGGCUGCCAAUCACAGAGACCCGGUGGCAUUCCUGUACUACUCGAUUGUCCUGACUUGUCUGACUGUAAUUGUGGCCAUUGUGAUCGGGGUCAUUCAACUGCUGACCAUGAUCCUGAACGUCACUGAUGCAAAGGGAAAGUUCUGGGACGGCGUCCAAACUGCCGGUGACUACUACGAUGCAAUCGGCGGUGGGAUUUGUGGCUGCUUCAUAAUAUUUGGCGGGCUGAGUGUCCUGGUAUAUAAACCCUGGAGACGGUGGAUGGAUCGUCGACACGGUCGCCCGGGUCCAGUUCUGGAUGAAGAAUCUCAAUGA
Messenger RNA from Penicillium chermesinum, 1299 nucleotides. Its product is annotated as HoxN/HupN/NixA family nickel/cobalt transporter. The record is from RefSeq and is a predicted model, not a curated record. The coding region runs from base 1 to 1299 and encodes 432 amino acids. Gene Ontology annotation, molecular function: nickel cation transmembrane transporter activity. Lineage: Eukaryota; Fungi; Ascomycota; Eurotiomycetes; Eurotiales; Aspergillaceae. Gene Ontology annotation, biological process: nickel cation transmembrane transport. Gene Ontology annotation, cellular component: plasma membrane. The transcript has 6 exons.